Messenger RNA from Peromyscus leucopus (white-footed mouse), 1360 nucleotides. RefSeq names its product pelota mRNA surveillance and ribosome rescue factor (gene Pelo). Gene Ontology annotation, biological process: nonfunctional rRNA decay; RNA surveillance; nuclear-transcribed mRNA catabolic process, non-stop decay. NCBI's taxonomy places the organism in Eukaryota, Metazoa, Chordata, Mammalia, Rodentia, Cricetidae. The record is from RefSeq and is a predicted model, not a curated record. The coding region runs from base 19 to 1176 and encodes 385 amino acids. Gene Ontology annotation, cellular component: cytoplasm. The transcript is spliced from 2 exons.
UGAGCCCCUGGCAAGGUCAUGAAGCUUGUAAGGAAGGACAUCGAGAAGGACAAUGCGGGCCAGGUCACCCUCGUCCCCGAGGAGCCCGAGGACAUGUGGCACACCUACAAUCUAGUGCAGGUGGGCGAUAGCCUGCGCGCCUCCACCAUCCGCAAGGUCCAGACCGAGUCCUCCACGGGCAGCGUGGGGAGCAACCGUGUCCGCACCACCCUCACCCUCUGCGUGGAGGCCAUCGACUUUGACUCUCAAGCCUGCCAGCUGCGGGUGAAGGGGACCAAUAUCCAAGAGAAUGAGUACGUCAAGAUGGGGGCUUACCACACCAUCGAACUGGAGCCCAACCGCCAGUUCACCCUGGCCAAGAAACAGUGGGACAGUGUGGUUCUGGAACGCAUCGAGCAGGCUUGUGACCCAGCUUGGAGCGCUGAUGUGGCAGCCGUGGUCAUGCAGGAGGGCCUCGCCCACGUCUGCUUAGUCACGCCCAGUAUGACCCUCACCCGUGCCAAGGUGGAGGUGAACAUCCCCAGGAAACGGAAAGGCAACUGCGCCCAGCAUGACCGGGCCCUGGAGAGGUUCUAUGAACAGGUGGUCCAGGCCAUCCAGCGCCACAUAAACUUUGAUGUUGUCAAGUGCGUCCUCGUGGCCAGCCCAGGAUUUGUGCGAGAGCAGUUCUGCGACUACAUGUUUCAGCAAGCGGUCAAGACGGACAACAAAGUGCUCCUGGAAAACCGGUCCAAAUUCCUGCAGGUACACGCCUCCUCUGGACACAAGUACUCCCUGAAAGAGGCCCUUUGUGACCCUACUGUAGCUAGCCGCCUUUCAGACACGAAAGCUGCCGGGGAAGUGAAAGCCUUGGACGACUUCUAUAAAAUGUUACAGCAUGAACCUGACCGAGCUUUCUACGGACUCAAGCAGGUGGAGAGGGCCAACGAAGCCUUGGCGAUUGACACGUUGCUCAUCAGUGAUGAGCUCUUCCGGCAUCAGGAUGUGGCCACCCGGAGCCGGUAUGUCAGGCUGGUGGACAGUGUGAAGGAUAACGCAGGCACCGUCCGGAUAUUCUCUAGUCUCCACGUGUCUGGGGAACAGCUUGGCCAGUUGACUGGAGUAGCUGCCAUUCUCCGCUUCCCAGUGCCGGAACUUUCUGACCAAGAGGAUGAUUCAAGUUCUGAAGAGGAUUAAGACUGACCUUUAAUAGUUGCUUCUUCUCUCUUACUUUUUUUUUUUUCUUGGCAUCCCUUGACAGGUGCAAGACAGGCACUUGUUGAUCGUGCUGAGAUUUCUUGCGUGUUGGUCACACUAGGUGUUUUCUGGAUGGCAGGACAUGUAUUUAAAUGAAAUAAACCAAAAGAAAAGAAUGUCCAAG